This is a messenger RNA of Herpailurus yagouaroundi (jaguarundi), 1376 nucleotides long. RefSeq names its product interleukin-11-like. Gene Ontology annotation, biological process: positive regulation of cell population proliferation; positive regulation of MAPK cascade. Lineage: Eukaryota; Metazoa; Chordata; Mammalia; Carnivora; Felidae. Gene Ontology annotation, cellular component: cytoplasm. The transcript is spliced from 5 exons. Gene Ontology annotation, molecular function: growth factor activity; cytokine activity. The coding region runs from base 145 to 744 and encodes 199 amino acids. The record is from RefSeq and is a predicted model, not a curated record.
CUCGCUGCUCACACGCACAUGCCUCCCCUCCCCAGGCCGAGGCCCAGCUGACCCCCAGGGCUCCCCCCCGGCAGCGGACAGGGAAGGGUUAAAGGCCCCCAGCUCCCUGCCCCCUGCCCUGGGGAAUCCCUGCCCUGUGGGGACAUGAACAGUGUUUGCUGCCUGGUCCUGGUCGCUCUGAGCCUGUGGCCGGAUAGAGCUGCUGCCCCGGGGCCACCGCCGGGCCCCCCACGGGCCUCCCCAGACCCUCGGGCCGAGCUGGACAGCGCCGUCCUCCUGACCCGCUCUCUCCUGGCGGACACUCGACAGCUUGCUGCGCAGCUGAGAGACAAAUUUCCAGCCGACGGGGACCACAACCUGGACUCUCUUCCCACCUUGGCCAUGAGUGCAGGGGCGCUGGGAGCCCUACAGCUCCCAGGUGUGCUGACGCGGCUGCGGGCAGACCUGUUCUCCUACCUGCGGCACGUGCAGUGGCUGCGGCGGGCGGGCGGCCCUUCCUUGCGGACCCUGGAGCCGGAGCUGGGUGCCCUGCAGGCCCGGCUGGACAGACUGCUGCGCCGGCUGCAGCUCCUGAUGUCCCGCCUGGCCUUACCCCAAGCACCCCCAGACCCACCAGCUCCCCCACUGGCCCCCCCAGCCUCCGCCUGGGGAGGCAUCAGGGCAGCCCACGCCAUUCUUGGGGGGUUGCACCUGACCCUUGACUGGGCCGUGCGGGGCUUGCUGCUGCUGAAGACUCGGUUGUGACCAGCUACACAGAACCGCCAACGUCCUUCGAUGCCACAUCUUAUUUAUUUAUUUAUUUGGGGACUAGGGGCAUGGAGGUCAGGAGAUACCCCCCUCUUCUUCUCCCCCUAAUUAGAGACGGUCCCUCCAGGAGACCUGGGCAGAAGAGGGGGGGCAUCUGUGCCUUAUUUAUACUUAUUUAUUUAAGGGCGUGGGUGGGAGGUGGGUGGGCUUGGGGACCAAAGGGUGAGGGAACUGGAGUCCUGGAUUCUUGAAUCUCUAAGACGUCUGGCCACAGUGUUUCCCUGUUCCCCACGCCUCUGGGCCUAGGCAGGAGCAUAUAUUAUUUAUUAAACAAUUACUUUUCGUGUUGGGGUGGGGAGGGAAGGGAAAAGAGGCCUGGGUUUUUGUACAAAAUGCAAGAAACUUUUGUACGAUACAGAAGGGGGAAUUAAAUUUGUCAUACACAUCCACUUAGAGGUGAUUUCUCUGAGGGCUGGGGGCUGGGGUCCCUGGAGUAGAGGGAGGCAGGGACCCUUAGUGGGCAGGACAGCAGAGGGGAGAUGGUUGGUCCUCCAGGGCAGGGUCUGAGCCUCAUCUGGUGCACAGCACUUCAUAGACUCUCAAUAAAUAUUUAAUAGAAGGUUCCAGAA